AUAUAGGUAGCCCUGGAGAUAUAUAGUAAGAUACCUAGGUUAGUAUACUUACAUGUAGGCAGGCAUAUUCGAAACUGAGCAAUUGAGACUUUCCGUAGCUCGCCCCAUCAAGGCCGCAGAUGGCGGUCAUACAGGGGGUUCAUUGGUUGCUGACGAUGCAACUGUCAACCAACAUGCCGCUUAAGGUACCAUUUUGACAACCCGAUUUUGAACAAUACGUGUAAAUAUGGGGUUUGGCUAUACUAUAUAGCAUCCCAUGGCCUUCAGUAGGUCAGCAAUGUGCUGCCUCAUGGCUUAGCGGUGUAGCAAUGUUAGUAUAUUUACUGAAUCGAAUUUUUGAAUUGAUAUAUCAAAAGUAUACGUUCUUUGUAAAGCAGCCAGAUCUUGGGGAACAUGAAGAAGAUGAGAAAAACGAAGACGAAGACGUCGAGGAACCGGAUCGAGAGCCGGCGUACCCUUACCGUGAACUCGGGAACGACGAAGUCCGACUCCUUCGUAUCCUGCCCGGAACUGGCACCAUCCAAUGUGUUCUUCACCAAAUGCCGUUGUCCGGAGUGAUGUGCUUCUUCGCCUUGUCCUACGUAUGGGGCGAUGCUUCUCCAAAGGAGACCAUCAUGCUGGAGGGCCACCCUUUUAAAAUCACGAGGAACCUCUACGAAGCGCUGCACCAAUUCAGACAGCGGCCCAAUGACAUGGGCCAUCCAAAAGACUACUUCUGGAUCGAUGCUAUCUGCAUCAACCAAGAAGACGUGGACGAACGAUCGCGCCAGGUAGAGCGCAUGAUGGACAUAUACCACGCCGGCCUGGUCCUCGUCUGGCUGGGGCCUGUCACGGAGCCAGACGACGGCUUUAUCAAUAACUUCAUCCGACGACACCGCCUGUCGCGAUAUAGCAGGUCGCGGGAUGCCUCGCUCAAGGUGUUAUUCGAGAAGACCAAUUCGAUGUGGAAGGACUGGGACCCCAUCGACGAAGACGACAACGUGGUUGUGCAGGAAGCGUUCGGGGAUGAAUACGGCGCCGUGGUGGGAGUCACCAUGUGGUUAUUGAGCCACGCGUGGUUUUCCAGAGUAUGGACCCUCCAGGAAUCCUGCAUGGAUGCCGUCCCGAGGUUUUUCGUGGGACCCCAUAGUGUCCAUUCGUCGGACUUCUACGACAUGUUCGAUAUUCUGGUCACCCAGGACCGCACCUUAUAUCUUACCCCGGGCGGCAGGAGGAUGGCGUCCCUCAAAAAGUUGCGUGAUGUGGACCGGGCUCUAGACUCUGGCAGCGACGACGACAUGCGAACAAUGGAAUUGGCGGAUGUCUUCUGGCAGCUAUUCAAGUUCUCCGGCAGAAAGCUGUCCACAGACCCUCGAGAUCAGAUUUAUGGGAUUCUGGGUCUGCUCAACUAUAUCAAGAACGAGGAGUUGCCGAAGGAGCUAGCACCGAACUACCGCCUGUCUUAUGAACAGAUAUACUGGGACUACGCUGUCUUUCUGUUCCAGUCUCUCGGGAAUCUAGAGCUUCUUGACUGCACCAACAGCGAGCUCCAAAACACACCGUCUUGGGUCCCCGAUUUCCGCCACAUGUCUACGGCGAGGACAAUACAUCGCGGAGAGAACGUACGGGUAUCCUCUGACAAACGGGUUUUGCAUGUCCAGGGCUGCGUGCUAGGGACGUUCCGCGACUUCCUCCCCGGCUGUCCCAUGGCGCAGAUAUGGCCGAAAGGCAAGUCGAUACCGGUCGAGCUGACAAAACGGCUCCAGGAGGUCGAGGACCGCAUCCUCAAACUAUCCGUAAAAAUCACGGGGAGCACCCUCGAAGAAGGCUUCAACGAACUGAUUCGCAACGUGACGCGUAUCAUCCCCGACGACGUGGAUGAGACAUUCCACCAGGUAUAUCGUCGCCUGAGUCUCCCGGUCGACAGCAAGACCCCGCCCUGGCCCCUGAAAAGAAGGAGGACGAUGAAUAUCCAGAACAAAGAAGAAGCCGUCGCCGAUCAGUUCAGCAACGCGUUCCUGCUCCUCCACGACGGCUCCAUCAUGCGCGUGAAUAGGGCCCACGUGCAGGCCAAGCCCGGCGAUGUGAUAUGCAUCUUCAAGGGAUCGCUCAAGCCGACCCUAGUGAGGGCUUCGGGAGAAAGCUACACGUUCCUAGGACAGUGUGACGUGAGGGGCGGUCCGCUUAAUUCGCAAAACUUUGAUGACGAUUUCUGGGCUGACAGAGAAAUACAAGAUUUCAGUUUGAUAUAAUCUAGCUGAUACUGACGGGAGAGGGCCACUACUUCACCGUGUAUUUGCUUAAAAGUAUGAUAGGAUAACAAAAAGCUACAAUACAUUUAUACAUGAAUAUCAUGCCUAUCCGCCAGCCUCAUGUAACAUCUGUAAAGUGAAUAGGUGCUAGACACCUAGAUAUAUUUUCAAACGGGAAACAGCAGCUUUGAUUGGAGCUUGAUAUUCCUCUCACACCUCCUAGGUUCCUAGGCAUGAGUGUAAGAUAUCAUGAGACAUUUUAGUUUGUAUCAAGUCAUUCCCACUAUGCUUGAAAGUCACCCUUGAUCAAGGAAAGGGGAAAGCCCAGCUAACAAUGAUAACGUCGGCGAUAACUGACUUUCUAACCAACCAUGCUGCCUGUUUGAAUGUAAGUGAUUAUGA
Hypoxylon fragiforme is the source of this 2633-nucleotide messenger RNA. Its product is annotated as HET-domain-containing protein. The record is from RefSeq and is a predicted model, not a curated record. The transcript has a single exon. The coding region runs from base 309 to 2231 and encodes 640 amino acids. Lineage: Eukaryota; Fungi; Ascomycota; Sordariomycetes; Xylariales; Hypoxylaceae.